GCCCAGUCGCAGGCUGAAGGGAGGCCGCCCACACGCAGCACUGGCAUAUAGGCAAGCAGGGCGAGUGGGCAGGAUCUUUGGCCAAUGCGGGCAUUGCCGGCACGCUGCGCGAAUGCGAGCUGCUGCGCUGCUUUGCUGCGCUAGGCGGAGGAUAGGUGUUGACAGCCGAACUUUGUCGGAUGCGUUGGAGAAAGGUGUCGAGGCGAUCGGGUUUUCUCUGGGAAAUGUACGGUUGCUUGUCCCAGUGGGGCUGAUGCUUCUUGGUUGCUUCUCCCAGUCGGAAACGGCGGAGAAAGGACUUCACCUGCAGACAGUGCCUCUGAUGUUGGGGUUCUUCGCAUAUAAGGGAGCUGUGCUGAUUCAGACGCUGCAAGACAACAAGGAUUUGCUCUUGGAAUGGGGUGACGACGAAGACUCCGAUGAUCAGAAGAUUGUUUAAAAAAUUGUUUAACUCAAAAGAUCCCAGAACAAAUGUUCAUAUUAUUU
This is a messenger RNA of Chara braunii, 486 nucleotides long. The record is from the annotation of a GenBank genome assembly. Lineage: Eukaryota; Viridiplantae; Streptophyta; Charophyceae; Charales; Characeae.